Molecule: messenger RNA, 483 nt
Organism: Puccinia graminis f. sp. tritici CRL 75-36-700-3
Lineage: Eukaryota; Fungi; Basidiomycota; Pucciniomycetes; Pucciniales; Pucciniaceae
Exons: 3
Coding region: 1-483 (160 amino acids)
Source: RefSeq, a predicted model, not a curated record
AUGGUCCACUCACAACUUCCAGCCGCUAUGACAAAAUUUGUAAAGCCAGCUGGCUUGUUCAGAGACUGGAAUGUGACAUACCAAUUUAUUCUUGAAGGUAACAGUAGUUUCUACCGGGGUAUCUCUUAUUGGAUUUUUGGAAAUCAAGAAAACUAUCCUGAUAUAAAGAGAGCAUGCUUGAAUCAGUUGAUGGCAAAUUGUGAAAAGUACUGGGAUCGUACGAGUGGAUUGCAAUGGGAAGAGUUUAUUUUUCUGACCAAUGAAGAACAAAUCCAGAUUACUAGAGCACACAUGGAAGCUGUUUCUCAAGAACUCGAGCUAGGGUUCCGACUUGAUGGUCUUGUUGCACUAGCCGAGGGGUGGAAUAUAGCAUUUGACUAUAUAGUUCAAGAUGAGAACAAUGUGUGGAGGGCAGUAGCAGCUUGGCAUCACAACGAUCAGGAAAAGUGGAAUGACAUCAAGGCAAUAAUCGCGUUGAUCUGA